CCGACUGAUGACGUAUCACGAGUACACGGGAACGCAAGUACGCACAAGUACGCAUAUUGAUAAACGCCCUUGGUCUCCGACUGAUGACGUAUCUGGCGCCAUCUAGCGCUUAAACCACGUGACUGUUUUGAUUCGGAUGACAAUUAAUAUCCUCCAAAGCAGCAGGGGGCGGCAAAUAUAACCCUGCAAGUAUUAAAUGUGCGCGUGACACAAUACGCAAACGGCAACUGUAUCAGCAGUGGAUGCUGGAUGUUUGCAAAGCCUGGUUUCUUUAAUUCUCAAAGACAACUUUGCUAGCAGCGGAUUUCAGUAACAGUUCCUAAAAUGACAACUUGCAAGCCGAUAGAAUUUUGGAUUUGAGAGACAAUGGCGGCAAACUGGGCCGAGAGGAUUUCUGCUUUCUCCCGCAGACCGUCCGGCUUCCUCUCCGGGACCACCGCGGAGGCUUUCCUGGCGGAGUUGCUCCGAGAGCUCCGCGAUGACAGAGCCACUUACAGCGUUAAGAUCCUCCUGCUAUCGCCGCUGUGUGAGCACUCGACUCUGCUGUGUUGUUCGGACUCUGUGGGUGAGGAGACAGCCCUGGAGCUCAUGUCAGUAUUCGUCCAGUGUCCUCCUAAGUCUGUCCAGUUUCGUUGUCACCUCCUCCUGGCUCUCACCUCGGUCCUCAUCUGCACUUCCUGUGUGAAGAGCCACUCCCGUGCAUCUCUAGACUUUCUGGAUGUGCUCCUUCAAAUAGCCCAGGACACCAGCGACAUCCAUACGGAUGGCAGGCAGCGUCCUCUUCGGGCAACAGCCUGCGAGUGCCUGCGGGAACUGGAGGCCUGCUGCCCUGGCCUCCUCUCCCAGCGCCUUGAGCUCUUGGGUGGGCUCCGGCAGCAGGAAACAUCAAGGCUCCACCAGGCUUACGCAGAGCUUUACACUCUGGUGUUAAGAAAUGCCAUCUAUCAGCUCACCCAGGAAACAGGAGCUGGUGCUGAGCACCUUAAAGCCCUUCUGGGAGGGAACACAUCAGCUGCAUGGGAAGCAGACCAGGAGUCAGACCUGACAAGCAGCAAGGACUCAGCCAUACUGUCUUCUCUCAUCCUGGGACCCAUGGGUACAGUACCGACUCUGCACACCGGCCCUGACUGUAAGGAGCUGCGAUCAGUCCUCUCCACCCUCCUGGAUGAGUCCUACCUGCUCACUCCUCUGUGUCAGGCUACACUAUUACAUAGACUGACAGAGGUGGUUGCCAUGGUGCCUGGAGUCCCUCCAGCUAUAUUCAGGACUCACCUGCUGCGGCUCCUGGGCACCAGUGAGGUGAGCCUCCUUCAUGCCACUCUGCUGCUGAAGUGUGCCUUCACAGACAGCCUGUUCAGCUCUGAAGACGAAGCCUUCAUCCUCAAACGGCUGGUGGUGCUCUCCCAGCACCCGCUCCUGAGCACGCCUGAGAAACUCUUCUACAUGGACUGCAUCCUGCACUUCCCGGAGAACCGGCCCAUCAGCUGCAGCGACGGUGACGAGACCCUCCCCGUGCUCCUCACGCCGCAGCUCGCUUCAGCUCUGGUGCCCACCGUGUUUAAUGACAGCACCACCCUGCUUGCCCGGUUCAACAUGCUAUCCCUAGUGUACCUGGAGGAGGGGGAGGAAGGCCAGGGAGGCCAGGGGCUGGCCUACCUCUACAAGCACCUGAGCUCGCUGCUGAGCAUGGUGGAGAACGGAUGCAGCAGAGAGCUCAUUGUCACCUUCUUCAGAGCGGCCUUCCUUUUCCUGUAUUAUUUCUGCCACGUGGAGCGCUACUCCAACGACCUGACCAAGCAGCUGUGUCAGCUCUACUUCCACCACACCAAGCUGGCUCCACAUCUCAUCAACCUGGCUGACCAGACCCAGGACAGACUGUCUGAGUCCAGCUGGUCUGUGGGGCUCCUCAAAGCUCUGCAGAGGGUCAUUACUGAGGCUCCACUCACCCAGCUCACCUCACACGACCUCAGCCGGCACCUCAAGAUGCUGGUCCGAGUGGCGGACGAAGGAGAGAUCAUCCAGCAAAGCACCCUCACCUUCCUCUCCAGCAUCAUCACACCCUCGUCAUCCUCAUUGUGCACAGGUGGCGAUUGGCGUCUGGGAAACGACAUUCUCAGGGUCUGCCGCCGUCUGCUCGUCCACCCAAGUCUGGAUUCGCUGCUGACUCCUCUGGCUGAUGUCCUGCACCUCAUCUGCCACUACGCAGACAUGGAGAUCCAGGACCACGCCCGUCUCUACUACACCCUCCUGACCACGCUGUCAAGGGAGAAGCUGGCUGGGGUGUUGGCACAGGGCAUGGAAGAGGGAGGGCGUCAGGUCAAGAAGCAGUCACUGUCCUGCCUCAUGGGUGAGGGGCUGACAAGCACACUGACCAUCCAGCAGACAGAGAGAGCUGUAUUCAGGCUGAUCGAGGCUCCUCCUGAGCCACGAGCAGGAGACAUAAAUUCAAAUGAAGUGGAGACAGGCCCGGGGGAGGCAAGCGCAUUGGUGGAGGCCUACAGAGAUCAAUUCAGUGACUCCAGCUUUGCUUCAGAGAUCACAUUACAGUACCAGCUGGUCCACAUCAACUCUCACGACUGCCACUUUGAUCAACUCUUCAGCAUCCACCUUCACUUCAGCCUCACAGACCAUCACUACGAGGAGCUGGGCGACAUCAGCGUCCCGUGUCUUCUGAGAGAGAGGCCGUCGACCAUAGUUCAGCUCACACUGAAGCCCAGGAAGCCUUACCCCACCAGCCUCCACGCCAGCGCCAUCUUCACCUCCCCAGAUGGCCAUACGUGGCACACCACCCUACCUGACAUCCACGUGGCUUUCCAGCAAACUUUCCUGCCUCUGCCUGUCCCCUCAAGCUGGGGACGAGGUGGCACACUGAGCGUGUUCGAGGGUUUGUGGGACGAAAUCUGCUCAGAGAGCGGAGACAGUGCUACGAGCCUAUUCUGCUGCCAGCUGAAGGAAGCAGCUCUGAAUACACUGGUGGAAAAGCACUUCCUCCCCUUCCUCAUAUCAGACCUGUCGCAUAAAGAAGAAUUCAAAGUGCUCUUCUUCCUCCCACCACGCUCUCACAUCCUGUUGAAGGUAAGCUCAGAGGAGGACGCCGUGCACUUCAACAUUGCCACGGAUAACUGGGAGCUUCUGUCACAUAUUAACUCUUACCUUCUAAAAGUCACAUCAUUACAGGAAGACACGCUCAGCUGACUGUGAUGGGCAAUAGUGGGCUGAUUUUUUUAAAAUGGAAAUGCACUUUUAACAUCCAUAUUUUUCAAAGUAAGAUGUAAACGGGACUGACUGGGGACAGUUGAUUUAAAAUGAAGAAAUUGCACUUUGAUUUUGUUGAUAUGCAAUUAAACAAACAUGAAAUGACAA
Molecule: messenger RNA, 3363 nt
Organism: Oreochromis aureus
Lineage: Eukaryota; Metazoa; Chordata; Actinopteri; Cichliformes; Cichlidae
Gene: ap5b1
Product: adaptor related protein complex 5 subunit beta 1
Exons: 3
Coding region: 367-3195 (942 amino acids)
Biological process (GO): endosomal transport
Cellular component (GO): lysosomal membrane; AP-type membrane coat adaptor complex
Source: RefSeq, a predicted model, not a curated record